AUGCACCGGCCCCGUCAAACCCUGAUCCCACGCAACAUCUCUCCAACCAACCUGUGCACUCUGUAUCGCCUACGCAAAAUGUCCGCCGCUCCGCCCCCAACACGACCGAUAAAGAUUCUCUUCUUGCACGGCUUCACCCAAUCCGGGCCCCUCUUCAGCGCAAAAUGCGGCGCCCUGCGGAAGACACUCCAGAAAGCCUUCCCCGCGGGGAUUACGCUCUCGUUCCCCACCGCGCCUCUACGCCUAUCACCUACCGACGUGUCGUUCCUGCAUGGCGAAGAGAAGAAAGAUAACAGCGACGAAGAGGUCGAUGCCUGGGCUUGGUGGCGCCGCAAGGGCAACAGCGAGCCGUACACAUAUGCCGGUCUUGAGGAGGGAUUGGGGCGGGUAGCGCAGGUGCUGAAGGAGGAGGGGCCGUUUGACGGCGUGGUGGGGUUUUCGCAGGGUGGCGCUGCGGCGGCUAUGGUCGCGAGCUUACUUGAGCCUGGGCGUAGAGAGGCGUUUGAGAAGCUGCAGAAGGAGGGUGGUAUGCGGUAUCCGGAGAGCUUUGAGGCGGAUACGGGGUAUGUGGAGGGCGUUGUGCAUCCCCCAUUAAAGUUCGCGGUGAGCUACAGUGGAUUUGCAGCGAGAGGGCAAAAUCCGUAUCAUGCAUUUUAUGAGCCGAAGAUUAAAACGCCGGUCUUGCACUUCCUGGGUUCUCUGGACACAGUGGUUGAAGAGAGCAGGAGUCUUGCAUUGGUGGAGGCAUGUGAGGUGAGUGAAGGAAGAGUCGUGUAUCACCCUGGUGGCCACUUUCUUCCCAGCACACAGAAGGCAAGCGUGAACGCGUUGAUUGGAUUCAUCAAGGACAUUUUGCACAAGGCUGAGGGGCCAAAGAAGGAGGAGGAAAGCGUGGAAGACAUGGAUGUGCCCUUCUAA
Messenger RNA from Didymella exigua CBS 183.55, 918 nucleotides. Its product is annotated as FSH1-domain-containing protein. Lineage: Eukaryota; Fungi; Ascomycota; Dothideomycetes; Pleosporales; Didymellaceae. The record is from RefSeq and is a predicted model, not a curated record. The transcript has a single exon. Gene Ontology annotation, cellular component: cytoplasm; nucleus. Bases 1 to 918 code for a protein of 305 amino acids.